Caenorhabditis elegans is the source of this 2065-nucleotide messenger RNA. It is a transcript of the gene R166.2, whose product is annotated as Cleft lip and palate transmembrane protein 1 homolog. The record is from RefSeq and is marked reviewed. Lineage: Eukaryota; Metazoa; Nematoda; Chromadorea; Rhabditida; Rhabditidae. Gene Ontology annotation, cellular component: membrane. The transcript is spliced from 7 exons. Bases 2 to 1858 code for a protein of 618 amino acids.
AAUGGCCGACGCAGUUGCACCAGCAGCUGCUCCCGAAGCAGCUCCGGAACCACAGCAAGGUGGCGGAAUUUGGGGAAUGAUCAAGCAAGCAAUCACCAUUUAUUUCGUAGUUUCCAUGGUUUCUGGAUUCUUCCGGCCAUCGUCGUCGCCUGGAAAUGAUGGAAAUGUGACAGCAUCUACUGCUGGAAAUGGAAAUAAAGCGAUGAAUAUGUUCCCAAAUCAUCAGAUUUUUGAUUUAUACGUUUACAUGGAUGAUAGUGAUCUCCCAUUCAGACAAUUCGAUUCAGCACCAGAAAAGUUGAUUUGGAUGCGAAAUGGAAUGAAGUAUGAUGAUUGGAUUAGUGGUGAUAAUGAAGACGGCAGUCACACAAUUCACAAAAACUUCCCAACUCCUGCUGCAUUGCUCCGUAAUGAUUCCCUCUGGCUUCACACGUUCAUCGUUAAAGCUGGCCAAUCACCGAAUCCCAAGGAUCGGAAUUAUUUCAAGAAUCAGAUCAUCUAUAAAUCAUAUCAGCUGAACAAGUACAAGAAGAAGUAUUAUCGAAAAACUUCAAACUUGUUGACUGGUGAGAGUGAGCAGAGUGAUGAGGAUCUUGCCAAAGCUCAGAUUAUGAAAUAUGAGGUUCUCAAUCACUGGCAUCCAAACAUCUCAAUCUCUUUAGUCGUUGAUCAAACUCCAUGGGCUCGUGGCCAAAUUCCACCACCACUUAGUGAAGAUAUUGAAUUUAAUGAAGACGGAACCAUCUACAAGCCUAUUUUAUUCUAUAACAAUUGGUGGAAUCUCGGAGCAGAUUAUCAACCGAUCAAUGAAACUGUCAAAGAUCUUAACUUGACAAUUACCUACUAUCCAAUGUCAGUGUUCAAAUAUCAAAUGUACGCAAGUCAGCGGAUGCAGUCUCAAUGGCAAUCAAUGUUAUCUAUGGAUGGUGCAGAUAUGGAUGAUGAUGGCCAUGAUUCUAUGAAACAAGCACUUCUAGAGACUAAUCCAAUCCUUUUGGCAGUUACUAUGAUUGUUUCACUUCUACAUACCGUAUUCGAGUUUUUGGCUUUCAAGAAUGACAUUCAAUUUUGGAAUAAUCGAAAAGAUCUCGUCGGAUUAUCAGUUCGAUCUGUGCUUUUCAACAUCUUCCAAUCACUGAUUGUUUUCCUUUAUAUUUGUGAUAAUGAGACAAAUACAAUGGUGAAAGUUACAGUUGGAAUUGGUUUGCUCAUUGAAUGCUGGAAGAUUCCGAAGGUGAUGAAUGUAUCCAUCGACUGGCAGAACAAAUGGUUCGGAGUGAUUCCACGUUUGGUUAUCAGUGAUAAAGGAUCAUAUGUAGAGAGUGAGACGAAGAUCUACGAUCAAAUGGCAUUCAAAUACCUCGGAUGGGCACUUUUCCCACUUCUUGUCGGAUAUGCCAUCUAUUCUGUAAUCUACGUUGAGCAAAAAGGAUGGUACUCCUGGGUACUCAAUAUGCUCUAUGGAUUCUUGCUCACGUUCGGAUUCAUUACCAUGACACCUCAGCUGUUCAUUAACUACAAGCUCAAAUCAGUGGCUCAUCUGCCGUGGCGUAUGCUCACUUACAAAUUCAUCAAUACGUUUAUUGAUGAUUUGUUCGCGUUUGUGAUCCGGAUGCCGUUGCUCUACAGAAUUGGUUGCUUCAGAGAUGAUAUCAUUUUCCUGAUCUACCUCUACCAACGCUGGGCGUAUCGCAUUGAUCCAACUCGACUGAACGAGUUCGGCACAAGCCUCGAGAAGGAAACUGGAGCACCGGCGCCGACGCCGGCCGUAGAAGGAUCUUCUGAACCUUCCCAGGAGCCCGAGCAUGAAUCAGAACCAAAUUCAGAGCAUGCAAAAGAAGAUAAAAAGACAAAGUAGAAUUUACUUGAUUUUUUUAAUAUAUUAAAGCAAAACUAUUGUUACGGGAAUCAUGUCUUCCGAUUUACUUGUCGUCCAUCUCCCCAUCUACUUUUUGUUUCCAGUCGUUAGUGAGAUUUAAAUCCCCUGAACUUCUCAAUUAUAUAUUUCCUGUUCUCUUUGAAUUCUUUAAUUUAUUUGUUAUAAACUUUUCUUUAUUAGAAAAAA